AUAAUAUUGCCAAGGAUGAUUGUGUCCCGCAGUAAUAAUUCGUCUAAAUUUACCUGUCUGACGUGUCGUCUAACGUUCAAUAAUUCUACGGAACAGCGUACACAUUAUAUAUCAGACUUUCAUUGUUUCAAUCUCAAGAGAAAGAUAAUUCAAUUAGGCCCUAUUACACAAGAAACAUUCGAGUCGAAAGUAAAAGCGCUUGAAGCCAAAUGUAUAAAUCCAGACAAAAUUAACGCAAAAUGCAGCAUAUGUCAAAAACGAUUUCAUUCAAAAGUACAAUAUCAGCAGCAUAUAGCCAGCAAAAAACACAUUUUAAAGUCGCAAUUAUCUGGAAUCAAAAAAAAUUCGUCGAGCUGUGCUCAAGAUGUUGCCGUAUACAGACCUGUGAUGAAAACCGUUCAUCCAUCAGCUGAGCAGCUUGAGACCAUGGAGGAUGAAGAUAUUUAUGAGUAUCGUAAAGAAAAUUUUCCAAAACUAGCUCUAGAAGACUGUCUUUUCUGUCGAUUGAAGUUUAAAUCCUUGGAUUUAAAUGUGGAACAUAUGGAGUAUGAGCACGGCUUUUACAUUCCUUAUCGCGAAUGCCUUAUAGACUUAGAAGGACUCAUAAGAUACUUAGACGAAAAAGUUGCCAUUGGUCUUAUUUGUUUGCAGUGUAAUACACACAGUAGGCAAUUCAAAACAAUAGAAGCAGUUCAAAAACACAUGCGUGAACUUUCUCAUACUCAGAUAUCCCUCGACACUGAAGAAGAGGAGGACGAGUAUGAGCCAUUUUAUGACUUUGAAGGUCUUAACAAAAAGAUAAGCGAAUUACCUGAAUUACAAGAAAAUGAAUUUGGGGAACUUGUGUUGUCUGACAAUGUCGUAUUCGGAAAUCGAAUGCUUGUUAGAUACUACAAGCAAAAAGCAUAUAGGCCGUCUAGUUGUGGGCUUACAAAGGGACUGUACGAUGAGUACCAGGUAGUUCUCUCCAAGCAAGAACUAUUGUCUAAAAUGCCACCGAAGGCAUGUAUUGAUCGGGAGAAAGUCAUGGCUCUGAAAGUAGGACUUCAAGCAAACAAGACACGACUUUUGAGAUUCAGAAGCGACUGUCCUAUUUAGUUUUGUUGUCUAAUGCUGUUUGAUUGUAUAUGCAGAGAGCACAUAACAUGUGCUUAUCUGACAUAUAGAAUAUUUUUUUCGAGAACUGUAGACUAUCUGCAAUAAUAGUUAUUUCAUGGAUUUGAAAAAAUUUUUAAGUUUGGCGACAUUUUUUCUGAAGGUGGCUUUCUUGCAAAAAGUGUGUAAAAUAAUAAAUAGCUGUUUCCGAUAUCAUAGUAAAUGUCAGCACCGUCCUAAAUCUAUGUUUCUAUAACCAUGCCUGGGGUUGAAUCGGGUGAUUCAUUGCAUAUUGAUGAAAGGUUAGAGAUUUUCAGUGAUCAGAAGUUUGAUGCUAAAGCGUGGAUUAAUAAUGCCGUUUCGACAGCAUCGUCUAAAGUGAGUUUGCUAAAAGUGUCCGACCUGCGUACAAGCUGUCAGCAGCUUGCCACGGAAUGUAACCACUCGAUUAACGGGUUGUACAAAGAUUGCUUGAAUCGCUCUUUGUGUAUGGAAGAAGAACUGCAACUGGCAGAUGAUAGAAUUCAGGACCUAAGCGCUUCCAUUUCGGAUAUUUUUGCCCAGCUUUUUGCAUUUAAAUUGGAUGUUGCAAAGGACUUUGACGUUCUUUCUGAAUUAGACCAGAUCAAAAAGCGCAUCGAAUCAUGUCUGACACUCUUAUACGAGGCAGAUCGAUUCAAAAAUCUUACCGACCAGAUAGACCAAGUUUUUUUGGCUCAGGAUGCGAAUACGAUUACUGAGGCACUGGCAGAACUGAUACAGAGCUACGAGUUGGUUCGGGAAUUGCCAGAGUUUAGAGACGAAUCCCAGGUUCAGAAAUAUAGAAAAACACUUAAAAAGCUUAUCAAACCGAGACUUAUGGAGGCCAUCGAGAAGCAAGAUGAGCGGACCGUACAGGUCUACCUCUCUGCUUUGAAGCAAACGAAUCAACAAAAGCAAGUAGGUGUGAUUUUAAAAAAUGGACUCAUUGAAAAAAUAAGGCGAUUGUGGGACCAAUACAAUCACGUAGAAGAACCUUUAUAUCAUCACUCAUCUGACAAUGUACAAGAGAAAGCGCCACACAAGCGGGAAUCGGAUUUUUUACUUGAAAUUUACAAACAACUGCUUCUGAUCAUAAAGUUUGAUUUACCUUCUUGGGUGAGACUUGUUUCGAGCGAAUCUUCGGCGCCGACUGUAUACGACUUGCUGCAUACCCUUCAUAUGGAAUUACUGGCCAAGCUUGAGUUCGAAUUGGCGUCGUGCGAUCUAGAAGGUCUGAUGACAAUUUUCAAGUCAACCAAAAUUUACAUAGAAGAAAUCAAGUUGCAACCAAUUUUUUCUUCAUGUAAAGAGGAAGAAACAAUGCAAGUUCUAGAGAGUAUUUACCAAGUAUUCGACAAAUGCAGAGCCAAAUUAAUCGUUCUUGAGUCCCUGGCCUUCAGCCAAGCGGUAGAGUCCCUGAAGACUAAGAAAACAAGCAUCGAUCAAGAUAGAGAUAUACAUACGGUUAUAGAGUGUGUUGAAGGGGCGCAUGCAGACUUGUUCGAACUGAUACAUUCAGCUGCGGCAAGGUGCACCCAAUUGACGACAGACAACGUAGCAUUUGAAAUGCUGACGGGUUGUUUUUCCAAUUUAAUAUCAGAUUACAUCAUUUGGACGAUUUCGGUUCUUCAGUCGACGAGUGUGUUUAUUGUUCGCCUGGAAACAAAUUCGGUAGACAAUCGAGAAUUGAGUAAACCAGAAAUGUGGAGAGAUGGCGACGAAGGUCUACAAGAAUGGGACAUUCAGUACUUUCAAAUUGCCACCGAGUUUUUAGAAAUGAAUUACGAUUUUAAAAGGCGUCUCGAAGUUUUUAUAAAAGAUCACAUGCUCGAGGCAGAUAAAAAGCAAACUUCUGAUUUGUCUCUUUUAGAGCGAUUUGAUAAAACCAUUUCUGAAGAAAUAUUAGAUUCCUCUAUCCAGGAUUUGCUGAAUAUGCUUAUGUCGAAAAGCCAAACGUUGCUGUAUGACACUAUGUUCAUUUGUAUCCAAAAAAAACUAAAUUCAAUCCCGCAUUUGUCUAUUUGGAAUGCAAGCAAUUCUCCACCACAUGGGAAACAUGGUCAAAUCGUGCCUCGACAACCCAGCUGCAUCGAGCAAGUUGCCGAGCACUUAUUGAUUUUACCAAGAUAUCUCGAACGUAUUGAUCAAAAAAUAGAACUGGAGGUGACCGAACUUUGCUCCUAUAGACCAACCAGUUUGGAUAACAAGGGUCAAAACACGAGUAAGCUGCCAUAUUUGAAUGAAAUAGAUGCACUUAAGAGUAAACGAAGGGCGGGAUUAGCCUGGACAUGCAUGAAGGAGAUUGCUGUAGAGACACAAAGACAUAUGUAUGAAAAAAUUUUCCAAAUUCCAAAAAUUUCUGAACAAGGUGCAAUUCAGCUGGGAAAAGAGAUUGAGCAUCUAUUCAAUGUUCUGUCUGCUCUGAGGCUCCCAAAAAUCACGCCAUUAUCCAUAAUAGCGGAUCUGUGCAAACAGAAGGACCAAGAGUAUAUUCGUUACGUCAGUAGUCUAUCAGGCUUGUCUGAAAAAAAAAUAGCUGUCUUUUUUGGGAAAAUUAGGGGUUUGCUCUCAAGUCCUGGUUGAGGUGUACCUUUGUAGCCAAACGAUGUUCAAACUAACAGCAUGCGGAAUGCACAGGUCAAAAGUGCUCGGCUCGAGAAUACUUUAACCGCAUGUGCUUAUAAAAAGGUGGUCGUGGCUAGUGCAGGAGGUUGUCCUA
Molecule: messenger RNA, 3835 nt
Organism: Schistocerca gregaria
Lineage: Eukaryota; Metazoa; Arthropoda; Insecta; Orthoptera; Acrididae
Product: zinc finger protein 622-like
Exons: 6
Coding region: 1354-3699 (781 amino acids)
Biological process (GO): retrograde vesicle-mediated transport, Golgi to endoplasmic reticulum; intracellular protein transport; ribosomal large subunit biogenesis
Cellular component (GO): preribosome, large subunit precursor; COG complex
Molecular function (GO): zinc ion binding; nucleic acid binding
Source: RefSeq, a predicted model, not a curated record